Messenger RNA from Enterobius vermicularis (human pinworm), 975 nucleotides. Lineage: Eukaryota; Metazoa; Nematoda; Chromadorea; Rhabditida; Oxyuridae. The record is from the annotation of a GenBank genome assembly.
UUGCAGGUUGAUUUCAAGCAGGAGUGUAUCGAUGAAGAAGGGAGCCAUGUUGUAAAAAAGACAUGGGAAGCGAAGUGGACAGUUCAAAAGUUUGAGUAUCUGCCAGAGUGGUUGCAAGAUAAUGAGUUUUUACGUCACGGGCACCGUCCUCCGCUGCCGAGUUUUGCUGAAUGUUUUCGUAGCAUUCUUGCGUUACAUACUGAAACGGGGAAUAUUUGGACGCAUCUAAUUGGAUGCGUUGCUUUUGCUUUGCUUGCAACUUGGUUUCUCACAAGACCUGAUACCCACAUCAAGUUUCAAGAAAAAUUGGUUUUCUCAUUCUUUUUCGCUGGAGCCAUUUUAUGUCUUGGAAUGUCAUUCACUUUUCAUACUGUCAGCUGCCAUUCCAUUGGUGUAGUUCGUCUGUUUUGCAAACUUGAUUAUAUGGGUAUUUCUCUACUUAUUAUUGGUUCGUUCAUCCCUUGGAUAUAUUACGGGUUUUAUUGCCGCCGGGAACCUAAAAUAACGUACAUUGCUAUGGUUUGCGUGCUAGGAAUUGGUGCAAUUACAGUGUCUUUAUGGGAUAGAUUUAGUGAGCCAAGAUAUCGGCCAUAUAGAGCUAUUGUCUUUUGUUCGAUCGGUUUAAGCGGUGUUGUACCGACUGUGCAUUACGUGAUUACUGACGGCGUUGUUUCGCUGUUUGAAGAAGGUUCUUUCCACUGGUUAUUGCUGAUGGCAACUUUAUAUCUUGUAGGGGCCCUAUUAUAUGCCACGCGGACGCCUGAGCGUUUCUUUCCUGGAAAAUGCGAUAUUUGGUUUCAAUCGCAUCAAAUAUUCCAUGUGUGCGUGGUCAUGGCGGCUUUCGUGCAUUACUAUGGCGUAUCUGAAAUGGCACUGAAUAGAUUAACUGCAUCGUGUCCGAUGGACAACGACGCCGUUAGAGCCUUUCAUAAAAUGGUUGAUUCUGUUAAGAAGGUUGUGCAUGAUGCUUUAUAG